Molecule: messenger RNA, 3063 nt
Organism: Triplophysa rosa
Lineage: Eukaryota; Metazoa; Chordata; Actinopteri; Cypriniformes; Nemacheilidae
Gene: haus6
Product: HAUS augmin-like complex, subunit 6
Exons: 17
Coding region: 351-2753 (800 amino acids)
Biological process (GO): spindle assembly
Cellular component (GO): HAUS complex; mitotic spindle microtubule
Molecular function (GO): microtubule binding
Source: RefSeq, a predicted model, not a curated record
GUCACAGAUGCCCCGCCCAAUGUCAGUGGUCGUGUACCAAUACACGAUGAGCUGCCCAAGCGAUGUCGUCUUUUCGCCUGCCUAUUAAAGCUAAAAUGUAAAUAAACUGCAAAGCCCCACGCAAAUCGGAAUGAAAAUCGAGUACACGAAGCGCGUGCCAUGUAGCUUCAGCCACUUAAUGUGAAAUAUAAAUCAAGUUCAAACGAGGGAACGAGACGUUCGCGACACAUAUUGAGACGCAGCCGGCGCGCCGUGAACACGCUCAAAUAAUUUGGCGGUUAGAAGGAAGUUGUUUCGCUUUUUAAUAAACAUUCCGCAGCCGGCUAGGCUGCUGCUCUAAAAAAAGCAAGAUGUCCAAACUCCACAAGACAAACGGCAAAUAUUUAUGGUGGUGUCUCCAGAGUCUCGAAUUCAAACCGGAUGUCCCAGCAAAAAACAUUAAACAUCUUAAUCUGGGAGUGAACAUGUUUGAUAAGCCAAACAAAGAAGCUUCCUAUAUUGUCAUCCACUUUUUGUUUGAGAAACUGAAUCCCACUCGUGUUCAGGACGUUUUCAGACAUUGCUGGCCUAUAUGGGAUCAUAAAUGUGACGCCGAGUUUCGCAGGGUGACUUUUGGAUGGCUUCAAGAAAUAGCGAAUGAAGAAGGUAGCGCUUUUCCCAAGGUGGCUGCGUCACAUUUGCUUUCCUCUUCUGGACCAAGAUUUAUCAACUUGAUGCUUCACUUAGCCAAACAUGUCAUGUUGAAAACACUGAAGACAUUUGCCAUAGAUGGCACGUGGGUCCCAGAAGCUGCUGCAAUUUCCUCAAGUUCACACGAGCUGGAGAUGAAAAGAUUUCAGGUGGUGAAGAGACAGUUUCAGAGAGUGACUGUCGAGCAGGACCGUCUCAUUCAAGACUAUCAGAAAAGAGCAAGAGGUUUGGAGAAGUCUUUGAGGGACCUUGAUGCAGAAGAUGCCAAAUAUGAACAUUUACUUGCGGAACAAGUUAGUAACACAGAUUUGGAGGAAGAAAUUGUUGCGAAAAUUCAGAAGGUGCGUGGGCUUUGGGCUGAGACGGACAGAGUUUUGUCCACCCUCGAGGGAGAUGGAAAAGCAGUGGAGAGUGUGAUCCGUGGACAGGUGGACCGGUACACUUUAGAUGGGCAGGAUCUCAGUGUCAAGAUACCUACGGUUCUGCGUGAAAGACUGGAGCGGCUGUCACACCAGUCCAGUGUUGGUAACUUGUAUGAGGCAGGACAGCCUGUUCUCCUGCGUCUGCUGGAGGUUCUGAAUGAGGGCUUAUGUCUCCUUCAUGAGGAGAGAGAGAAGAUCGCAGGAACUACUACACAUCUUCAUCACCAAGAUCUCCAGGAACAGGCUUUGCUCUUCAGCCGUUCCAAAGAAAACCUCAAGAUCAUAAGGAGGAAACUUGUCAGAGAGGAUGCAGCAGAUAUCAAAAGCUCCAUUCGGAGGCUGGAGGAGAACUGGGAGAAAAAGUGGGCAGAGUGUUUGAAAAACACACCUCUGGUUUCUUUUUUGAAAGAAGAGCCUAUUCUUGACUUUGUUUCUCCAAUGGCUCCUUUGUCAUUUGAGCCAGCUUCUGAGGCUAGCUUUAAAGCUAGUAUCAUCUCACAAUAUCACAAGUUACCUGAGCCGCUAGAAGAGACGUCUAACAGAAGACCUAAGGUGGAGGAAACGCAAGUCUAUUCGGAACCACAAGUCCACCUGGAGCUGGAAUUCAAAAACACCUCAUUGCCAACUGAAAAUACAAGGCCGCUGCUUUCCUCUGAUGGUUUAUUUUCCCCAAGAACAGAAAUUCCUUGUAAGGUUCCUCCAUGUGAAACUCCUUUGACCUGCCCAGUCAAAGUUCAACCUGUGGUCCAGACGCCCAGUCCAGUACGGGCCAGCCGCAGGAAAUCUCUGCUCUCAAAGAAAAAGUCCUCGAUCAUAAAGAACAAGGCUCAGAUUCUAGAUUUGGAAUGUGACAACUUGGCCAAUCAAGUUGCAGAUGCUGUGAUCAUGAGUCCAGUCAAUGGAAGGAAUGACGUGGACCUGGGGCAGUUACUCAACGCAAUAUCUGACCCGUUUUCAUCUAGGAAACAGCUCUGUCGCACACCUGAAAGUCUGAUUAAGGAUGUAAGAAGUUCAUGGAGAAAAGCUAUGGAGGAAGGCAUGACCGAGAAAAAGCAAGCUUCUUGGACUCAAGACAGCCUGUCUUGGCUUAAGAUGCCUCUUGCCAAGACUGAGGUGAACGGAUCAAGUCCAGAGCCAUUGCUUUUAUUUGACAAUUCAGCUCCUCUGUGCACUUUCCCUUCUGUCCAGCAGGGGGCAUCAUUGCACUCAACUGUGUCAUGGGACUCCUCACAGCUGGAGGAUCUCAACAACCUAAGCUCAAGUGAUGUUAUUAAAUUCAGCAUUGCUCACGAGGAGCUUCCAGAACUCUUUGAGGACGAGAUGUCAUUUGACAGUGAAGGGUCAAUGGAGCACCAGGGUAACAAGGAAAAUGAAGAACUCCUGCUGCCUGUUGCAUCACAUUCUCCUGAUGGACAAAGUCCUCUACUGUUGUCAUUGGAUGCCACUUUAAAUAAAGACUCGUGUAUCAAGUCUGAUUUUAUAACCCCAGUACAUUCACAGAAGACUUCAGGGAUGAACCUUUGGGGUAGGGAUGAAACUUUAUUUUCUCUGGAUUUGGACCAGCUCGAGAACGUCUCUCCUCCUCCUGCAGAGAAACUCACACUGCCUAAUUUAGUUAACUUGAGUUUAGAUGAAUACUAACAUCUUAAUAAAAUGACUCUAAUGGUUUACAUGUCUGUAUUAUGUGGCGUAUCUGCUAAAUAUGAUUUCUUAAUGUACUUCACUUGCUCUGAUGAAUCACAGUGACUUUGCUGUUAAACACUUGUAAUGCUACUGUCUGUAAACUAAUGCUUGUGUCAUUCCUUCAUACCACAUGCUUUUCUACAUGAUUUAUAACGGUCUUAACCAAAUGUUUAGUAUGCUCUAAUGAACUAAAUUGUGCCCUCAUACAAUGUAAGAGGUGAAUGAAAAAUGUAGAUGUGGUACAUCUUGUAAUAAAGGAUAUUUUUGC